Messenger RNA from Nipponia nippon (crested ibis), 857 nucleotides. It is a transcript of the gene BDH2, whose product is annotated as 3-hydroxybutyrate dehydrogenase 2. NCBI's taxonomy places the organism in Eukaryota, Metazoa, Chordata, Aves, Pelecaniformes, Threskiornithidae. The record is from RefSeq and is a predicted model, not a curated record. Gene Ontology annotation, cellular component: cytoplasm. Gene Ontology annotation, biological process: siderophore biosynthetic process. Gene Ontology annotation, molecular function: 3-hydroxybutyrate dehydrogenase activity.
CUUUUGUACAAAGGUCAGUAAACAUACCAAGCUGUUUGAGAUCUCUUGGUCAGCAGUAUGGGUCGGCUUGAUGGGAAGAUCAUACUGCUGUCUGCGGCAGCGCAGGGGAUUGGACGAGCAGCUGCUGUAGCUUUUGCUAAAGAAGGAGCCAAAGUCAUUGCUACAGACAUCAAUGAGUCUAAGCUGCAAGAACUGGAGAAAUAUCCAGGCAUUCAAAUACGGGUUCUGGAUGUCACCGAAAAGGAGCAGAUAGAAAAUCUGGCCAAGGAGAUUGAAAGGAUUGAUGUCCUCUGUAACAUUGCAGGGUUUGUUCAUCAUGGAACCAUUCUGGAGUGUGAGGAGCAACACUGGAACUUCACUAUGAACCUCAAUGUUCGUAGCAUGUAUCUAAUGAUCAAGACAUUCCUUCCGAAGAUGCUUAAACAGAAAUCUGGCAAUAUUAUAAAUAUGUCUUCUGUGGCAUCCAGCAUUAAAGGAGUUGUGAACAGAUGUGUCUACAGUACUUCAAAGGCAGCAGUUAUUGGUCUAACAAAGUCUGUGGCUGCUGAUUUCAUUGAACAAGGCAUCAGAUGCAACUGCAUAUGUCCUGGAACUGUUGACACACCAUCUUUACAGGAAAGAAUCCAAGCGCGGCCUAACCCAGAACAGGCAUUGAAAGACUUUCUAGCCAGACAGAAGACUGGUAGGAUGGCUACUGCUGAAGAAGUGGCCCAUCUCUUUGUGUACUUGGCCUCUGAUGAAUCUGCCUACAUGACUGGUAAUGAACUAAUCAUCGAUGGAGGAUGGAGCUUGUGAUUGACCCUGCCUGCAAAUGGAAAUUAAUAGUAUAAAAGGCAAAAAAUGAGGAUCAUCUUUCU